Cryptomeria japonica (Japanese cedar) is the source of this 696-nucleotide messenger RNA. RefSeq lists its product as uncharacterized. The record is from RefSeq and is a predicted model, not a curated record. The transcript has 3 exons. NCBI's taxonomy places the organism in Eukaryota, Viridiplantae, Streptophyta, Pinopsida, Cupressales, Cupressaceae. The coding region runs from base 91 to 474 and encodes 127 amino acids.
CAGAAAAAAAGCCUAGCCACGUUGCCCAAACUGCAAAAGAUUGGCCUACGAUCUUUGAAAAGUGCAGUGAAAGGAUGAAUAAGCCAAUGGAUGAAUAAGCCGCUGCCUGGAUCAUGGAGAUGCUCUUACUUCGAUCAAAACCCUCCACUCUUUCUCAGAACUGACGGCUCAACCACACAGAGAAAUAAAGAUGGGGAGGAAGUUAUGAUUACAAAUACCUGUUCUAUAAACUCUUGUAGAUCUAACAAAUGUCUACAGGUGGGUAUUUUUGCUUUUUCAGGUUGGUCUCUUUCAAUUAAAUAUCUCAUCUUGACAACUUACAUUGUUGCCCCCAUCCUUUUUGCAUGGAUUUCAGAAGGGGUAGGGUCUGUUGGACUUCUACAUCUUUACAAGUUCGUCUCAGCAGUUUACUAUCAUCAUACGAUGUUCAACUUCAAGUUCGUCUCAGCAGUUUACAUGUUGGACUUUGGGUAAAUGGUGGUAAAUGUUCUCUUCGAAAAAUGCUCAGCUACAGAGCAGGUGAAAAGAGAGAGCAGGGGAAAAGAGAGAAGAGAAAAAGGUAAUAAAAGGAAUAGCAAUUGAAUGAGAGCAAAUUUUUUUUUAAGGUGAUUCUUCGUAUAGAUUAUCUUUAUUUUAAAAAUUAAUGGGUUGUUUGUCUUGCUAAAAUGAAUAGGAAUCACAAAUAAGGAAGCAACA